GACACGGCCGCCGCUGGAUGCUGUCACACGCACGUACACACGCACACACACACACACACACAAGCGCGCACGGAUCAGAAACCAGCAGCGACGAGACGGCGCGCAACAGCAUCGGCCCGAGCCAGCAGUCUGCCGGCAAACAUCCGCGAGCGAGCGCGCGUGCACCACGAACCGCACGACGCACACGCGCGUACUCUCCCGUACACGUUAUACGCGCGCGAGCGAUUGCGGGGCGCGCGCGCGCGCGUGUUGGUUUUUCCGCGUUUCCCGCCGUUUUAACUGCCGAACUUCCGCACCGGUUUCGCCGUUGUUAAGUGUGCGCGAAUAUCACCACACACACACACACACACACUGCUACUCCGUGUCAUCGCCGUUAUGAGCGCUACGUGACCGGGGCCACACGAUUACCUCCGCCGAAACUCGGAAAGCCCAAAUAUCAUGGAUGAAUUUCAUCCGUUCAUAGAGGCAUUGCUGCCCAACGUCAAAGCGUUCUCGUACACGUGGUUCAACCUGCAGGCCGCUAAACGCAAGUAUUUCAAAAAACACGAGAAACGGAUGUCACUCGAAGAGGAGAGACGGUGCAAGGAAGAGCUGAUGAACGAAAAACCCGAGGUGAAACAGAAAUGGGCGUCUCGGCUUUUAGGAAAGCUUCGGAAAGACAUAACUCAGGAAUGCCGGGAGGAUUUUGUGCUGAGCAUAACUGGCAAAAAACCGGCUAUGUGCGUGCUGUCCAAUCCCGACCAAAAGGGCAAAAUGCGGCGCAUCGAUUGUCUCCGACAAGCCGAUAAGGUAUGGCGGCUAGAUCUUGUCAUGGUGAUACUGUUUAAAGCGAUCCCUCUCGAAAGCACGGAUGGAGAACGGUUGGAAAAGUCACCGGAAUGCACACACCCCAGCCUGUGCGUGAAUCCUUACCACAUCAAUGUGUCCGUCCGUGAGUUGGACUUGUACUUAGCCAAUUACAUCAAUAGUCACGAAGUCUUAAGUGGAAUAUAUGACAACAACAAUGAAAAAGGCUAUUCGCACAACCCCUAUAACGGUGUGGUAUGCAACGAUAACAUUUUAGCGACCGGAGUUUUUUCGUCCAAAGAACUUUGGAAGCUUUCCAAAGCGUCUAUAAUUCAGAAUCCAAACGGUAUGCCACCCAUGAACAUUAUCAAAAUCGAAAACCCAGGGUAUUAUUGCAGCAGCUUCACCCCGCCAGGCGACCAUUCAUCUAUCAUGGCAUCUGGCAGUUAUAGCCCGAUGUCGAUCCAGAGGACACAAAGCCCGUUAAACGAGCCCAGAAUCAAACGAAUGCGGAGAAUGAGCUCUGCGGAAGACACAGAAAUCGAUUUAGGCGGCCAAAGGGAUAAAUCCAGUUCGGAGAUCACAUAUUAUGGCCAAAGUCCAGCAUCCCUAUCUAGUCAAACCAGUUGGCACUCUGACAUCGAUCAUGGUAUUCCUGGCCAACACUCAGGAAGCAUAGCAUCCUUAGCGUCUGCCAACUAUUACGGUUCGGCGACAUCGGGACCAGAACAACACAGUCCAGCCAAGUACCCAGAGAAUGGGCAUGAUACGCUUUCGGACUUUGUCACAUUUGUGUGUCAAGAAGCGGAGAGCUCUCAAGGCGCACAGGGAUGGGCCUAUGGAAAUCAGGCGGGACCCACGCGGAGUCCUAAAAUGGCACAAUAUUAUCCGAGCACCAUGCUACCACCUCCCCCUCCACCGCCUAUGGCGCGGCCAGUAGCUAUCAUUCGAUCUACAGGUGAGCUGACCAUUGCUCCGUCUAACUCGCCACCGACUUCCAACACGCCACCGAUGGGCGGCGGAGGUGGCGGUGAUGGAUCGCCGGGUGGCGGAAGAGAUUCCGAUCAAAGUCCACCGCCGAUGAGUGGUCAACUAUCCGAGUCACAGCUGUCCGGCGGCGGCCGGAGCGUGGUGACCGGCGGCAGCCCGUUUACCGUGUCUACCAACCGCGAUUACCAUUUCUCGCACAUACAACACGGCCAGUUGUUCAGCUAUUCGAACAUUGGCACCGUGAACACCGUAACCGGAGUGAUAAGCCCCACCAACCUGAGCCUGCUAUCCAACCCGGGCGGCAGUCCAUCGUCGUCUUCGGGCGGUGGCAACGGCGGCGGCAGUAGGUCUCGUGGACACUCCCAGACGACGUUGCCGCGUUGGAAUACGCAAUGCUCGUCCGGACCGCCAUUCAUCACACUUGACGAGGACUACAUGAUGACGCCACUGAUGUCCGGUAACGGCGGACAAGGCAAUGGUGCCACACUGAUUGACGAUGACAGAUACUUUAAUAGUGUAGUUCACCAGACGGACGGUAUGGAUAGGAUGGACACAAGUGAAUCUCAACACAUCCAAUCGUCGAAUUCAGGUGGUCGGAACACCCCGAACUCGGUUGACGGACAAGACAACAUAAGCAAACCGCAGACGUAGCCAAUACAUUUAUGGAAAUCGAAUAUUCGUAUUAUAUAAUAUAGGCAAUUCAUUCUAGUUAAUUAUAUUAUAAUUAUUAUUAUUAUUAUUAUUAUUAUUAUUAUUAUUAUUAUUAUUACUACUAUUAUGGACAUUUUCAUACGUGUAAAAUAAAUAUCUUAUAUUACAAUUUAAAUAAAUUUAAAACAAAAUAAAACCGAACGAACAACUGUAUUGUUGUUGAUGUAGUCAAUAAGGAUAAUUUAUAAAAUAAAGUGUAUUGCUUUACUGUUUUUAUAAGUCACGAAUACAGUUAUAUUAAUUAAAUCCAUUGUUUUUUUAACUAGGCUA
Rhopalosiphum padi (bird cherry-oat aphid) is the source of this 2757-nucleotide messenger RNA. RefSeq names its product nuclear factor 1 X-type (gene NfI). Gene Ontology annotation, cellular component: nucleus. The record is from RefSeq and is a predicted model, not a curated record. Gene Ontology annotation, molecular function: DNA-binding transcription factor activity, RNA polymerase II-specific; RNA polymerase II cis-regulatory region sequence-specific DNA binding. Lineage: Eukaryota; Metazoa; Arthropoda; Insecta; Hemiptera; Aphididae. The transcript is spliced from 14 exons. Gene Ontology annotation, biological process: regulation of transcription by RNA polymerase II. The coding region runs from base 439 to 2427 and encodes 662 amino acids.